CCCAGGAGGCCCUGGGCUAAUUGCAGAGCCCAGGGUCCAGGAUGGAACAGCCAGCAGUAAGGACCUUCUGAACCCUCCGGAGGCAGACCCUUCCCAUGACCCCCCAAAAGAGAUCAGCAUGCACCUAGAUGUGGGACAUCCCACGGAGCCCCCGCAAGCAGUGCCUGCCAGCCAUACCCCCAGAAGAGCCCCCGCCUGAGGACUGCAGCCUGGAGGUGGGGCCCAGCACACACACUCUCUAUGUGGGCCACCUGAACCCCCAGUUUUCCGUGCCCGUGCUUGCCUGCCUGCUACGGGACACUCUGGAGCGUCUGCAGCUGCCCGUAGCCCGGGAGGACAUUGAGGUGGUGCGGCGGCCCGGGAAGGCCUACGCACUGGUGCAGGUGACCACCCCCAAGGCCACUCUGGCCUCGCUCCCCUGGCGCCUGCAGGUGGCCUGGCAGGAGCACCGGAUUCUAAAGGAGCUGGCAGUGCGUGGCAAGGAGCUGGUGCUGACGGAGGGCCGGGGACCCACGAGCCGCAGGGAGGAGAUCCUGGGACAGGAGCGGCUCUUCCAGGGCACCCUCCUGGGCAGUGAGACACGUAACAUGGAGUUCAAGCGGGGUAGUGGCGAGUACCUGAGCCUGGCCUUCAAGCACCAUGUGAGGCGCUACACAUGCGCCUUCCUCAACAGUGAGGGUGGCAGCCUGCUUGUGGGUGUGGAAGACAGUGGCCGUGUCCAGGGCAUCCGCUGCAGCCACCGUGAAGAGGACCGGGCACGCCUGCUAGUGGACUCCAUCCUGCAGGGCUUCAGACCUCAGGUCUUCCCUGAUGCCUACACCCUCACCUUCAUUCCUGUCAUCAGCACCGCUGCCACCAACACCCCCCUCAAGGUACUGCGCCUGACUGUGCACGCCCCCAAGGCCCAGGGUGAGCCGCAGCUCUACGAGACAGACCAGGGCGAGGUGUUCCUGCGCCGCGAUGGGAGCAUCCAGGGCCCACUGUCUGUCAGUGCCAUCCAGCAGUGGUGCCGGCAGAAGUGGAUGGCGGAGCUGGGCAGAUUGGAGGAGAAGGUGAAGGUGCUGACGGUGGAGAAGGAGCAGCUCCAGCAGCGGCAACAGCAGCGGCGGCUCUGGCCUGUCUCCUGCACCUGUUGUGUCCUGUGAGGCCUUGGGGCAGCUGGCAGGUGCCACACUUGGCAGGGAGAGCCAAGGAGCUCCUGUUCGGGUCUGAGUCCUUUGAAUGCCACCCCAGUGAGCCGCCUGGAGGUGGGCGGAGACCCCACAUCCUGGAUCCCUCACCACUACACAUGGGAUGGUCCCCAUGUGACUCCA
Molecule: messenger RNA, 1313 nt
Organism: Ochotona curzoniae (black-lipped pika)
Lineage: Eukaryota; Metazoa; Chordata; Mammalia; Lagomorpha; Ochotonidae
Gene: SLFNL1
Product: schlafen like 1
Source: RefSeq, a predicted model, not a curated record